Pollicipes pollicipes is the source of this 3173-nucleotide messenger RNA. RefSeq names its product irregular chiasm C-roughest protein. Gene Ontology annotation, cellular component: plasma membrane; cell-cell junction. The coding region runs from base 66 to 2165 and encodes 699 amino acids. The record is from RefSeq and is a predicted model, not a curated record. The transcript has 13 exons. NCBI's taxonomy places the organism in Eukaryota, Metazoa, Arthropoda, Thecostraca, Pollicipedomorpha, Pollicipedidae. Gene Ontology annotation, biological process: cell-cell adhesion. Gene Ontology annotation, molecular function: cell adhesion molecule binding.
UGGUGCCGUGUGGACUUCUGUGGUGCGGGCUGACAGCUGCGCGUGCUGACCCGGAGGACCGCAGCAUGGCCGCGCUCGGCCGGACGGCGCUGGGGCUGCUGGCCACGCUAAGAGUGGUGAGCUGUCUGCAGAGCUUUGAGCUAGAGCCGAAGCGAACAGAGGUCAACCCUGGCGAAGCGGCGGUGCUGCACUGCAAGAUACACAGCAAAGCCGGCCAGUGCUCGUGGCAGAAGGAUGGCUACCCGAUCGGGCCCGAGCAGGACAAGUACGAGUGGGUGGGCGCGCCGGACGACGGCGACUGUUCGCUGAGGGUGCUCAGGGCUGACCUCAAGUACGACGACGGCCUCUGGUCGUGUCAGGUCACCGCCAGCAGCUUCCAGACGCAGGACGCGCUGCGCUCGACCCCGGCGCCGCUCGUGGUCAGAGUGGAGCCGAAGACGCCGCAGAUCGAGUUUGGCGCCGUGCCGAUUCCUUCCGGCCGUAACCUGACGGCCAGACUGAGCGACGAGGUGACCGUCCAGUGCAGCGCCGCCGGCGGCAACCCGCCCGCCAUCAUCCGGUGGUUUGUCGGCGAGGAGGACCUGACGCAGAUGUCUUCACAACGAAACGUGACCGAUGUGGAGAGCCCGAAGACGUUCACGGCCAUCUCGGAGCUUCGCUAUAGUUUCCGCCGGCAGCACGCAGGGGCGUACUUGCGCUGCGUGGCGCUGCACCAGGCGUACGACACGCCAUCGCGAGACACCAUCGCCCUACUCGACCUACAGUACGUGCCGGAGGUGCGGCUGACCGGCCUGCCCGACCGCGAGCUGGAGGAGAACGUGGACGUGGUGGUGCUCGAGUGCCAGGUCGACGCUAACCCGGCCGCUACCGUACUCUGGCGCUUCGCGGCGCGCGACGACGACCGCGCCGACAUCUUCUUCGUCGACAAACUGGAGCUGCGACCGGUCACCAAGAAGAACUCGGGCACGUACGAGUGCGAGGCCAGCAACGGCGUGGGCACGAGCAAGCCUCUCCGCGUCACGCUCGACAUCAAGUACGCACCGCGAGUCUACCACGUGCAGCCGCUGUACCACAUGACGGCGGCCCUGUACAACGCCAGCGAGCUGGAGUGUGAAGCUGAGGGCAGCCCGGAGCCGAGCUACCAGUGGCUGCAGCGGCUGCCGGCCGGCGCCGGCCGGCGGGCUGCGGCGGCCGUGGUCCGCGGCACGGGCCGGCGCCUCCGGCUGCAGAACGUCACCUACCAGAGCCAGGGCCAGUACGUGUGCGUGGCCAGCAACGUCAUCAACGGCGAGGAGCGCAGCGACCGCGGCGAGCCGGUCGAGCUGGGCGUCAUUGGUCCUCCUCAGAUCGUGCGCGCUGGGCAGGCCGCCACUGUGUCGGUGGUGCGGGGCCAGGAGGCCGUGCUCGAGCAGGUGUUCUGCUCUGACCCGCUGCCGUCCAGCGCCGUCUGGCACUGGGACGGCCAGCAGCUGCAGACCGGCAGCAGCCGCGGUCGCUACUCGGCAGACGACAUCAGCCAGGAGGACGCCGAGGACUGCUACCGGACGCGGCUGCGCGUGCAGGAGGCGGGACCGGCCGACCAGCACCCGUACUUCCUCCACGUGCAGAACGACCUCGGUUCAGACCGGCACGGUGUGGCACUCCAGGUGGAAGGAGUGCGCCGCCUGCUUGCAGAGCCCGUCUCCAGGAUAACACUGAUCGCCGGAGCCUGCGGCGGUCUGCUGCUGCUCGUCGUCGUCGUUGCCCUGCUCGUCAACGCAUUCAGAAAGGACAAAUGGUGCUUCUCCCAUAAGGGAGGCUUUAAGCCGACGGACAUUGACAGCGAAAAGCGCGAGGCCAACGGUCGCGGUGAGUGUCCGGGCCGGCACGGCCUGGGCGCCAUUCCCCCCGACGCGCUGUACACGGGCCCCAAGAAGUCGCCGGCGGGCAUAACGGGUGACUACGAGUACUGUGGUAAAGAUGACGAGGUGCGGGAGGCGGACGGCUCCUGGGGCGGCAUCAUUUACGCCGACCUCCAGCUGCCUCGAGCCUCCAACAACGGCUCCAUGAGGAAGUACCGGCACCACGUACGCCGCGGGCAGAGCCAUCUAGUGAGCGCGCCACCAACUGACGUCAAACCCACGGAGUACGCCGAGAUCGCAUUUUCCCCAAGGACAGAGGUGUAGUGCGUGGACAGAGCGGUGCGUUGACGCGUCAGCUGCUCACGUCGGUGAUGGCACCGGGUCAUCCGGACAGGGGCGAGGGUGCGGCGCAGCGGAGGCGCGCCGAGUCCCCAGUCGCGGGCGCGCCCACCAGCCGACGCGACCACUGGCGCGCAGUUCAGGGAGGUGCAGUGGGCGGGCGCCGGCAGCACUCGCCGCCAGGAGCUCGAAGGCGUGCUGCGGGCUGCGACGGCACCGGACUGAAGGGCACGAGACACCGGCUGCUGUGGCAGGCGGCGCCAGGACUUUUUACCCCUGGACGGUGGCCUGGCCGAUUUUGUACGCCACUGUGUGAUCUCCGCCGCCUCCUCGUGUAAAAUAUGUACAAAGCAAUAAGUUGGUGCGAGCUUACUUGAAGGCCUGGAUGAUGGCGUCCGAAGACCAUGAUUGAGUCAGCAAUUCAGCCUCCGGGGCAUUGCGUUCACUGUCUGUGAGGGACAGAUUGGCGUCCAUGUUGGCCUGCAGAUCGACUUGUUUCGACUCACACAGAACAUACGAUCAUUUUCCUGUUUCUUGGACAUUCUUCGCUGAGAAUCCCCAGUGCUAUGUUUAUAUAAUGGUCUUGCUUUGAUUAAGCUCCAGCAGCGUUAAAAGAGCUUUUAACGUCUGCAGCGCAAAUUGAAGAAUUGUCAGCCACCUUGGUAUCAUGGGUUCCAAUAAUCAAUAUGUUUGGGUAGAUGUAUUCCGUGCUCAACUUAUGAAGCUGUUUUCAUUUUCUCUAUGCCAAGGUUAGGCGGUUAGUCGCUAAGUACCAAUAAUGGAUGCUUUGUUACAGUGUCUUCAUUGUCAUUGUACGCGUUCGUACGUCACCGAUUAAUUGCCUACGUCAUGUCUAGUCCUGAACGCAAGUGUAAGAUGUAAAACAGUGUGGCUUUGCACCCUUUGAUUUAUUUGCAUUCUGCCGCAUCAACGAACAUGCUAAUGAUUAGCCAGACAUUUUUACAGCUAUCGCAAAUAAGGAGGUGCAAAAUA